AUGAGGGGUGGGGGUGGAGCAGUGUUUAUGUGGCUGGGGGAGGGAAGUAGUGGUGUCGGUGUUGUUGGUGAAGUUGAAGUGAGGCAGAAGAGAAGUGAAGUUCAAAGCCGAAAAGGGCGGGAGAUGAACAACUUAAUGUCUCCCCCGACAGUGCGACAACUAGACGACAACAACAACAACGGAUCUAUGCUGCGCUGCGUGGGAUGCGUCGCGAUGAAGAAGGUCGAUGUUACCAAAGUUUCUUCCACUUCCACUUUGACGAAUGCGCCGGAUGAUGUGAUAAGAGAGAGUUGCGACAAUAUCAAACGUCGAGACAGUGCCAGAAAGCCUCGACAAAGAAAGUGGUUUUCGGCAGGAUCCAAGGCGGCCACGAGAGUAGAUGAAACGGCCACAAGAUCGCAAGAUCGCAAGGUCGCACGGUCGCAAGCAGAAAACUAG
This is a messenger RNA of Histoplasma capsulatum G186AR, 438 nucleotides long. RefSeq lists its product as uncharacterized. NCBI's taxonomy places the organism in Eukaryota, Fungi, Ascomycota, Eurotiomycetes, Onygenales, Ajellomycetaceae. The coding region runs from base 1 to 438 and encodes 145 amino acids. The transcript is spliced from 3 exons. The record is from RefSeq and is a predicted model, not a curated record.